AUUAAAAAAAUGCACACACUGAUUUUCAAAUUCUGUAAAAAUGCAUUUUUUAAAAUUUUGUUCGAUUUAAAUUUAAUUCAUUUAUUUAAAAAUUUUUAAAAGUGACAGCUGUCAGCUACUUUCACACUGAUGUUUUUUUGAUGAAUGUGAAUGUAGCAGACAUCAGACAAAAUUUAUAAAUAAAUACGGGAGUAGAGUAAAUUUAAAAAAUAAUAUUUCGAAAAAAUGUACUCAUUAAUUUUCAAAUUUUUUAAAUGCGCAUUUUUUCAAAUUUUAUUUUAUUAAUUAUUUACUCUAUUUAUUUAUAAUUUUAAAUUUGUCUGCUACAUUCACACUCAUGUCAGCUGACAUUUUACCGGGAAUUUAUUAACCUAUAAUUUAAAAAUAUAUCAAUAUCAUGAGUGAUAUAUUUUGUAAAUAUUUAUGAUAAACAAAAUAAAAAAAUGUGUGAGUUUUUAAAUAAAAAAUUAUUUACCAAUGGAUCCAGAUUUCGUUGGUGCUAUUUUACGUAGCAGUGGUAAAUUUAUAGAAACAAUUAAAAAUAAUGAAGAAUUAGAUGAAUUAAUUGAAAAAGUACCUGCUGUUGAUUCACGAACAGUCACUGCACUUUCAAACUCUCUAGCUGAUGCUUUUUCUUAUAAAAUUUCACCUGAAGCUCAUCUCAAAUACUCAGUUCGGCUUCAAUUAAUCGAGAUUCUGCGGGAAUGGAUCAAUCCGCCCCUUGGACUGUCAAAUCAUCGGACAUUCUGUCAAAGUGAAAAAAUCCAAGAGCUUUGCAAGACCGUCAUAAAUAAAUAUUUAUUAAAAAAAAAAGUAUGUGAUGAAAAUGUAUCAGCAGAUCAAUUAAUUAUAUUAAUAAGAGCAUUAAUUAACGUCAGAAGUAUCAAUCCAGUUUAUGGCGCGUAUUUAAAACUCGUCGUUGAUGAAAUAACCGAACUAGAAGUCUCAGCAAAUUACAGACUCGUUAAAUUUAUUUUGGAUAACGAAAAAGAAAUAGAAUUGGAAGCUUCUGUGGUUGAUAAAUUUUAUAUCUGUCAGUCGGAGAAAAUAAUUGAAGAACCGAUAAUUGAUUGUUUUAUUUCAAAUAUUAAUUGUCAGGGCUCGUACUCUACUACAGAUAAAUUUGAUAAGUUAAUAAACAAGACUGCGUUUUCACAAAAAAUUUUUAUAAUCGUAAGUAAUUUAUUAGGUAAUCUUUUUAUACGCUUAGAAUUUUCACCAUUAGUACUGUCAUUUAUAGAAUAUAUUUUAAGUAAAAUAAUCGCGAUACGUGAUAACGAAGAAAAUAAUUUACUGAGUUUAUAUCCGGUAGAUUUACAGUCUUAUGUUGUUCUUUUGAGAAUAGAUCCGUGUCACUGUUCAGUUAAUUCUAAAAAAUAUUUGUUGCAAUGUUUGAAAAAUAUUUAUACCGAAGAUAAAGAUAAAGUUCUUGUACUCAUUACCCACUUUCCUAAGUGGCUGAAUGAAUUAUCAUUAUUUUUAAACGAAUUGUAAACAAUUUUAAAUAUGUAAUAAUUUAUGAGUGUAAUGCAGCUGACGAUUGAGAAUUUAAAAAUAUUUGAAUAAAUAAAUAAAUCAAAUGUAAGUAAAGUAAAAUAUAAAAAUUCGUAUUUAAAUAAUUUGAAAAUUACGCGCGCUUUUUCAAAUUUCAUUAUUUAUUUAAAAUUUGUAAAUUUUCUCAAAUCUGCUACAGAAAAAAUUUUUCAUUACGAAAUUAAAAAAAAAUUUUCCUUUUUAAUUUGUAAUGCAAAAGAUUUCUUAGGACAAGUAAAAAUUUGAAAAUUCGUU
Messenger RNA from Microplitis mediator, 1788 nucleotides. RefSeq lists its product as uncharacterized. The record is from RefSeq and is a predicted model, not a curated record. NCBI's taxonomy places the organism in Eukaryota, Metazoa, Arthropoda, Insecta, Hymenoptera, Braconidae. The transcript is spliced from 2 exons. Bases 478 to 1494 code for a protein of 338 amino acids.